Molecule: messenger RNA, 3666 nt
Organism: Lycium barbarum (goji berry)
Lineage: Eukaryota; Viridiplantae; Streptophyta; Magnoliopsida; Solanales; Solanaceae
Product: pentatricopeptide repeat-containing protein At1g18485-like
Exons: 1
Coding region: 375-2888 (837 amino acids)
Biological process (GO): RNA modification
Molecular function (GO): protein binding; RNA binding
Source: RefSeq, a predicted model, not a curated record
CCCAAAAGAAAGAUUUGUAGUUCAUGGUAAUAAAAUUGGUUAUUUGAUGGAUGCACGAAAGGUGUUUGAUGAAAUGCCUCAAAGAGAUUUUCUCUCAUUAUGUGUGUGAUUUUACGUGCAACAUUUUAACUUAUUUUUUUUAUUAGAUAAUUAGUGAAUGAAGUUGAUAAUAUGAAAAAAUAAUUCAAAGAGUUAAAUAAUACAAACAAAGAAGCUCAAGGGUAAUAAACCCUCGCAUAAUUUAAGUGUUUAAUUGGAUAAUUUAGCUUGUUUCUAUGUCUUAUCCCUUUUUGGCCUUUUUCUUACAUAAAUAGCUCUCCUUAAAACACCAUUUUUUUGUUUUGUUUUGUUAGUACUACAAUUGUAUAGUAUCUAUGUUCAACCAUGUUCGAAAUUAUUGUAUACCUGUAAAUCAUUUCAUUAGAACAAAAUCCCGACAAACCCAUAUUCAAUCACCCAAAUUUUCAUACCCAAUUUCACAAUCACAAUGCUCUCAAAACCCAUUUUUAGCAGGUGCGCGAAAGGUGUUUGAUGAAAUGCCUGAAAGAGAUUUUCUCUCAUUAUGCUCCACAACAAAAUCUCUUCUUCAAACACAACAAGCACACGCUUUUGCCAUUAUCAAUGGCCUUCUUCCUAUCAGCAUUUCCAUUUCCUCAGCUCUUAUACUCCGUUACGCCAUUUUUUUGUCGAAAUCAAGAAUUGUACGGACGUUAUUCUAUCAAAGUCUUCCUUUUUCGCGUUCUGCGUUUUUGUAUAAUACCAUUAUUAGAGCUGAAGUGAUUUUGGGUGUUGUAGAUUGUGAUCAUACUUUCCCUUUUGUUAUUUAUAAUGAAAUGUUGACAAGUGGUGUUGUACCUGAUGAUCAUACUUUCCCUUUUGUUAUUAAGCUUUGUUCGGAUUUUAACGAGGUUAAAAAAGGAUUAGAGGUUCAUGGGUUGUUGAUGAAAUUGGGUUUUGAUUAUGAUGUGUUUGUGAAUAAUACAUUGAUGGUGUUUUAUGGAAGUUUUGGUGAUUUGGUGGGUGCGCGCAAGGUGUUUGAUGAAAUGCCUGAAAGAGAUUUGGUUUCGUGGAAUAGUGUUAUUCGUGUGUUUUCGGAUAAUAAGUGUCAUUUUGAAGCCAUUGGGAUGUUUAGGAAGAUGGUUUUGUUGUCGGAGUUUAAGCCGAAUGUGGUAAGUGUUGUGAGUGUAUUGCCGGUUUGUGCAGUGCUGGAAGAUGGGAUAAUGGUUAGUGAGAUUCAUUGUUAUGCGGUUAAAGUAGGUUUAGAUUGUCAAGUGAGUAUUGGAAAUGCUUUCGUCGAUGCAUAUGGGAAGUGUUUGAAUGUUGAGUCGUCAAGACGAGUUUUUGAUGAGAUGGGUGAAAAGAAUGAGGUUUCUUGGAAUUCAAUGAUUGGUACUUUUGCUCAUAAUGGGUUUAAUAACCAUGCGUUGGAAAGUUUCAGGUUUAUGAUUAGUGAAGGUUCGAAAGUAAAUUCGACUACAGUUUCAAGCUUGUUACCUGUCUUGAUUGAACUUGGGAAGUUUAGUAAGGGAAGAGAAGUUCAUGGUUUUUGUCUAAGAAAAGGUUUAGAGUGUGAUGUAUUUGUUGCGAAUGCGUUGAUUGAUAUGUAUGCAAAAUCGGAACGUUCAGCUGAAGCAUCAGCUGUAUUCCACAAAAUGGAUUCGAGAAAUGUCGUGUCAUGGAAUACAAUGAUUGCAAAUUUUGCACAAAAUAGACUUGAGUUAGAGGCUAUAGGACUUGUCAGGGAUAUGCAAUCUUUUGGUGAAACUCUGACAUCUGUUACGCUUACAAAUGUUCUUCCUGCAUGUGCACGAAUUGGUUGUCUUCGUUCCGGAAAGGAGAUACAUGCCAGGUCAAUAAGAAACGGGUCUUUCAAUGAUCUCUUCGUCUCAAAUGCUAUAACCGAUAUGUAUGCAAAAUGUGGUUGUCUAAAUCUGGCACAAAAUGUGUUUGACUUGUCUCUUAAAGAUGAGAUAUCUUAUAAUAUACUAAUUGUUGGUUAUUCACAAACAAGUGAUUGCUCAAAAUCUCUUGUACUUUUCUCUGAAAUGGUGCUGAUAGGGAUGAAGCAUGAUACUGUUUCCUUUGUUGGAGUUCUCUCAGCUUGUGCAACUAUUUCAGCGAUUAAACAAGGAAAGGAAAUCCAUGCAUUUGCGGUUAGAAGAAUGUUUCAUGAAUAUCUCUUUGUUUCAAAUUCUCUCUUGGAUUUGUACACCAAAUGUGGACAGAUUGAUCUUUCGCAUAAGAUUUUUGAUAGAAUUGAAAAAAGGGAUGUAGCAUCAUGGAAUACGAUGAUUUUAGGAUAUGGGAUGCUUGGUGAUUUACAUACCGCAAUUGAUAUGUUUGAAGCCAUGCGAGAGGAUGGGGUCGAACACGAUUCAGUCUCAUAUAUUGCAGUUCUAUCAGCAUGUAGUCAUGGAGGACUAGUUGAUAAGGGAAAGAAAUACUUUAAUGACAUGCUUGCUCGUAACAUUGAACCAUCACAGAUGCACUAUGCUUGCAUAGUUGAUCUUCUUGGUCGUUCUGGGCUUAUGGAUGAGGCUAUUAACCUUAUUACUGGUCUACCAUUUGAACCGGAUUCCAAUGUUUGGGCUGCGCUCCUUGGAGCAUGCAGACUCCAUGGAAAUGUCGACUUGGGUUCUUGGGCGGCUGAGCAUUUAUUUAAGCUGCAGCCGCAUCAUCCUGGGUACUAUGCUCUGCUCUCAAAUAUGUACGCUGAAGCAGGCCGGUGGGGUGAAGCUGAUAGUGUCAGAGAGUUGAUGAAGUUGAGGGGAGUGAGGAAAAACCCUGGAUGUAGUUGGGUUCAAAUUCAAGACAAGGUGCAUGCUUUUAUUGUUGGACAAAGACUGGAAGGAUUGGAUCCAUGUUCAUCGCUUGAGAACAUUGGUUAAUUGUGAGUGUGAGAUGUGAUACACCAAAUUGAAAACCAAUUCAGAGGUCCAAGCCAAUAUUUUUCAUCCUGAAUCAGUGUGGACCAAAUUUUGAUUCCCUAUGAAGACUCAUUUGCUGCAUUAUUGACAACCCUUUGGGUCGGGGAAGCUGGGGAAAGUUGCUGACCGUUCACUGGACCUCAAAUCAUGGCCAAGUGCUUUGUCCAGGACAAGAACUGAAAGGAUAAGAGCAAGAGCUUUGGUGAUCUGCUUUGCUUAAGAUGUGCUGUACUGGAGCAAUUUCCAGUCAACUUUAAAGCAAUUACGGACAUGAGUUGACUAUGCUCUCCAUGGCUGGUGAGUAAACCUUGAGCUGACAGCAAGAGUUUAUACUUGACGUGCUUCUGGCCUGCACCAGGGAAAUGCCAAGCUAACUACGUGAAGAACUCGAGGACAUACCUGUUGGAGAGGAGCAGCAGAACAAGGCUGCUUUCUAAGUGUACUCGGGUGUUAAUUGCCUGUUUUGGGGCUUAUAUUUAGGUCUCUCAAGGUGUCUUGACCCACAGCUUAACAUAUUCGGCGUUUAACAUCCAUGCCUGUUGCCCACUAAAAAUUCAAAUUCACGACGAUGUUCGCGUUGACUUCAAUUUUACUAGCCUUCCAUGUUCUUGUAACUUCAAUCUUGAUUUCAGUUUUUUGCGUAUGAUGUCUUUCAUAGAUAGGCUACAGAUAUCGCUAGAAACAUUGUUGUCUUUUACAUGAAGACAUACAAGUAUAAAGGUGCUUAUGUUUUACUCUA